UAACACAUUUAUUUCUUAAAACGAAAGGUUGUAUGGCGACUUAACAUCUUUUAAGCAUAAUAACAUUAUAGGUUCAGUCUUUUCUUAAGUCAUGGUUUGAACAUAUGGGGUGGGAAGAAUGAAUGAAGAAAGUACUUCGUCUGAAUAUACAAUUAUCACCCCGUCUAGAAAUGAAUGUGUAUACACCAGCUGCUACUGUGAGGAGAAUGUGUGGAAAAUGUGUGAAUUUGCCAAGGAUCAAGGGACGUGCCCUUUGGGUGAGGUGUAUGCAGUCUUUAUUUCUAAUGAUAGAAAAAUGAUACCCAUUUGGAAACAAAAAUCUAGUAGAGGUGAUAAACCAGUCAUAUGGGAUUACCAUGUUAUACUUCUGCACACAAGUAAAGAAGGGCAGAGCUUUAUAUAUGAUCUAGACACCAUCCUUCCCUUCCCUUGUUCACUUGACAUGUAUUUAACAGAGGCACUGCAGUCUGAUGAGUAUUUGAAACCUGCUUAUUGGAGAAAACUUCGCAUCAUACCAGCAGACGUCUACUUAAAGAAGUUUGCUUCGGAUCGCUUGCAUAUGAAGGAUUGUGAUGGGAAUUGGCGUAUGCCACCUCCAACAUAUCCUUGCAUAGAAACAUCAGAAUCUAAAACGAAUCUGGAUGACUUCAUCUGCAUGGAUGCACAAGUGGGAUAUGGAGAAGUUUAUGACCUUUCAGACUUUGUUCAACACUUUGGAGUGAAGUAAAUGGGGUUUUGAUGAUGCACCUAAGCCAACAGCACC
Molecule: messenger RNA, 763 nt
Organism: Xyrauchen texanus (razorback sucker)
Lineage: Eukaryota; Metazoa; Chordata; Actinopteri; Cypriniformes; Catostomidae
Gene: ntaq1
Product: N-terminal glutamine amidase 1
Exons: 6
Coding region: 119-727 (202 amino acids)
Cellular component (GO): nucleus; cytosol
Molecular function (GO): protein-N-terminal glutamine amidohydrolase activity; protein-N-terminal asparagine amidohydrolase activity
Source: RefSeq, a predicted model, not a curated record